AUGCCUUCGAACCAGACGACCAAGUCGGAUGCUUCCCGCAUCCAGUCCACCCAAGUUAGCACUUGCUAUAUGAGCUCUGGUGGCUUUGCUGCUCGAGCUCAAGCGGCUGCCGAUCGGAAUGCCAACGUUGCAUCAUCCAAAACCGGUUCCUCUUAUGGCCCGUCAUCGGGCGCUCAACAGAGUGGCCAGCAGUCCACGCCCGGAAAGAGAUGA
Aspergillus niger is the source of this 213-nucleotide messenger RNA. RefSeq lists its product as hypothetical. NCBI's taxonomy places the organism in Eukaryota, Fungi, Ascomycota, Eurotiomycetes, Eurotiales, Aspergillaceae. The transcript is spliced from 2 exons. The record is from RefSeq and is a predicted model, not a curated record. Bases 1 to 213 code for a protein of 70 amino acids.